AUGUCUCAUAGUCAAGAUAACGACAAAAGUGUUGGAAAUGUGCCAGAGGUAGAAGAUGAGGCCUUCUAUGAAAAUUUAUUUAGAGAUAGAUACACAGAGAAGGAUUUAGAAUAUGUAAAGACUCCUGCCCACACCACACCUCCAAUAGUUCCUAACUGGGCUCAGCCACCUAGACAGCAUUUUAAUAAUCAUCACCAACAGAGAGGAAACUACAAUAAUAAUAAUAAUUCAAAGCAACACUAUGAUCAUAAUCAGUCCAGGCGGAACUAUCAACACAACCAGUUCAGACCAGGUUAUGAUCAUAAUCAGCAAAACAGUAACUGGCAGCAAAACCGAUCUCAGCACAUCUACUCACAACAGUAUACCAACAACAGUAAUUAUAAUCAGAACAGAGAUACAGACAAGAUGGGCAAGACCCCAGACCUAAAAAACGUCCUCAAGACGAAUCAAAUGAAAUCUCAAAUGAAAUCCAACCCAAAAGAACUAAAUAAAAUGUGUAAAUUGAUUUUGAAGGCUUAA
This is a messenger RNA of Helobdella robusta, 519 nucleotides long. RefSeq lists its product as hypothetical. The record is from RefSeq and is a predicted model, not a curated record. The transcript has 3 exons. Lineage: Eukaryota; Metazoa; Annelida; Clitellata; Rhynchobdellida; Glossiphoniidae. Bases 1 to 519 code for a protein of 172 amino acids.